AUGAAUUUUGAAAUCGAUGACAGCGAUAUUCCAAAUGAGAAAUAAGUCUAUAUACCUCAACAUAUCGCCAAAGUAUACUAGCUUUUUCAUCAGACAGCUAGAUAUAAUGAAUAGGAGAUGAUUUAUGUAAUUAGCCAUUAUGAUCAUAAUAGUUGUUAAAGUUCUUUAUGGAAUUCAAUAUCGGCUCAAUAGAAAUAAUGUAUCUGAAUAUUUUUCGCAUCUGCUUAACUAAGCUAACUACUGAGUUAAUGCCCUAUAAUACCCGAGUGAUUACAAAAAUGCUUAUCUGUCUGAAAUAUGUAAUUAUAAAUUAGUAUGAACAUAGCCAUUACAAGCAAUCAUCUUUAUUACUGACUUGCACAUUGCCUUUUUGCAAUCCUGCAUAAAAUCCUACAAUUAUAAAUUAGGCUAUUAAUUUAUCAAGUCUAAAAUAUUUUUGUAAUCCACCAUAGACAAGAAAGAUAACAUUAUUAUAGAGUAUUUUUAUUAUGCCGGAUUGAUCGCUAAUGCAAUGAAAGUAUGAAACUAUUUAAUUAUAAAAAGGAUUAUGAUGAAGCCCUACGAUGCUACAGAAUAGCCCAUAAAUUUGAGGGUUCCAACUCUUUUAGUGUUGAAGCCCAGAAGAUGGAAUCUUUGCUUUGUUUCAGAUUGGGAAUGGAAUUGAAGAAUUGGUCCAAUCCCGCCAGUCAACAAUUAGUUGCUAAAUUAACUAGUGUUAUUGAGAAUAAUGGAGAUAAAGAAAUUAAGGAAAAGGAUCUUGAUUUUUAGGACUAGGAUGUUAGUGUAAUAGUCUUAAUAAUUCUAGAUUUGCUUAAAAGAAUAGGCGCUCUUAGCAUAAUUAUAUCAGUUUUUAAAAAAAGAGUAUGAACUCCAUUCAAAAGUGUCUUUUGAUUAAAUAAUUCACAAUUUUCAAAUACAAGACUAUGAAACCCUUAUUAAUUUGUUGUUACAAGUCAAUAAUAUCCAUAACAUGUUUACUAUUAAUGAAGAGAAGCGUUAUAUUCAAUUCAAAUACAACAAUCUAACCUAUAAGGAAAUUAAUAGCAAAUUGGAAAGCAAAUAUGAACUGCUAAAUACAUUAACAAAUAAAAAAUGA
Messenger RNA from Paramecium octaurelia, 1096 nucleotides. The record is from the annotation of a GenBank genome assembly. Lineage: Eukaryota; Ciliophora; Oligohymenophorea; Peniculida; Parameciidae.